CUGGCGAGUGGACUCAUCCUGGCUGAGUCAAGUGUGAAAGCCAACUGCACCAGCAGACCAAAACAACGGAUAUGAUGUCACCAAAUUCUAGCGAAACCAGGUGAUGCAUUGCAAAGCCCAGCAGAAAAUGUCAAGUGGGAGCCCUGUCUUUGAAAACUUUUACAGACAGGUCGAUCCAGGGAACACUGGGAGAGUGGGACCAACAGAAGCUGCGCUCUUCUUGAAAAAGUCAGGACUUCCAGACCUCACACUGGGAAAGAUUUGGGAUUUGGCUGACCCGGAUGGAAAAGGCUACCUAGACAAGCAGGGCUUUUACGUGGCUCUGAGGCUGGUGGCGUGCGCGCAGAGCGGCCAUGACAUCAGUCUGUCCAGCCUCAGCCUCACUGUCGCGCCCCCCAAGUUUAAGGACACCAGCAGUCCUUCUCUCAGCACCUCAGUUGAACCGCACUGGGCCGUUAGGCCAGAGGAGAAGAACAAAUUUGAUGGGAUUUUUGAAAGUUUGUCGCCGGUCAACGGCCUGCUGUCAGGAGAGAAGGUGCGACCCGUCCUGAUCAACUCAAAGCUGCCUCUGGACAUCCUUGGGAAGGUUUGGGACCUGAGCGACAUCGACAAAGACGGCCAUCUGGACAAAGAUGAGUUUGCCGUGGCCAUGCACCUUGUGUACCGGGCCUUGGAGAAGGAGCCUGUUCCGGCCCACCUGCCCUCCACCCUCAUCCCCCUGUCCAAGAGGAAGAAAAGUCUGGGCUCAGUGGGCGGUGCAGUGCCCGCGCUGCCCGCAAGCCCCCCACCACCCAAAGAUUCCCUGCGCUCCACACCAUCGCACGGCAGCAUGAACUCCCUGAACAGCACAGGCAGCCUGUCCCCCAAACACACUCUGAAGUCUGGACAGCAUUCUGUCAACUGGGUGGUCCCGGUGUCAGACCGUGGUCGCUAUGACGACAUCUUCCUGAAGACAGACGCCGACCUGGAUGGUUUUGUGAGUGGGCUGGAGGUGAAGGAGAUCUUCAUGCAGUCUGGGCUCUCCCAGGGUGUACUCGCACACAUUUGGGCUCUGGCCGACACCAGACAGAUGGGCAAGCUGACCAGGGAGCAGUUCUCCCUUGCCAUGCAUCUCAUCCAGCAGAAGGUCAGCAAGGGUGUGGACCCACCUCAGGCUCUGCCGGCUGACAUGAUACCACCUUCUGAGAGAGGAACUCCAGUCCCAAGUAUGUCGGGGUACAUGACGCCCGUGGGAUCAGAGAUAGCUGCACUGUCUGAAAUGAGAAGGGCCAUAAUGUUCAAGUUGUGGGACAGUUCCAGCUCGGUGGGUUCCGGCGAAUUUACGGGCAUCAAGGAGCUGGACGACAUCAGCCAGGAGAUAGCCCAGCUGCAGAGCACUCUUGCAUUUACCCAGUGGAAUACUAUCAGGGAGAAGUACACUCUGGAGCAGGACAUCAGGGAGACAGAAGAGGUCAUCAGGCAUAAGAGUGCUGAGGUGCAGGAGAUGCAGAACGAGCUUGACCGAGAGACGGCCUGCCUGCAGGAGCUAGAGGCACAGAAACAGGACGCCCAGGACCGCCUGGAGGAGAUGGACCAACAGAAACAUAAACUAGAGGACAUGCUGAAUGAAGUCCGGAUAAAAUGUCAGGAGGAGUCUCAAAUGAUCUCAACACUCCAGAGUCAAAUCCACUCUCAGGAGUCGGACCUGCAGAACCAGGAGGAGGAGCUGAGCCGGGCCAAGGCUGACCUGGGCCGGCUCCAGCAGGAGGAGGACCAGCUGGAGCAGAGUCUGGCGGCGGGCAAGAUCCAACUGGAGACCAUCAUCAAGUCCCUGAAGGCCACGCAGGAUGAGAUCAACCAGGCACGCAGUAAGUUGUCCCAAAUCCAGGACAGCCAACAGGAAGUCUCAAAAAGCAUCGAACAAUACAACAGCACCCUGAAUGGAACCCACGGGGGGAGCAUGACCAACCUGGCGGACAUGAGUGAAGGCUUCAGCGAUCGAGAAAACGGAACCUUCCCAUCCAUGGGGACAGCUUCCCAGGAGGAUCCGUUCAAAGUGAAGCCCUUGGUGUUCAAUAGCCAGUCUCAAGAACUUCACACUGACCCUUUCCACUCGGAAGACCCUUUCAGGACCGACCCUUUCAAAGGUGACCCUUUCCAAAAUGACCCCUUUGCAAAGCCGCCAGCAGCACCUGCAGAUCCAUUUGGGGGUGACCCCUUCAAAGAGACAGACCUAUCAGACCCAUUCAAGGCUUCGUCUGAAGAUUUUUUCAAGAAGACAACAAAGAUGGAUCCCUUUGGAGCAUCAGACCCCUUCAGCAAGAGUGCCACGUUACCCUCCAAGCAGCAAAUCAGUCAAUUCACAAGCAGUGACCCGUUCUCCUCAAGCAAUCCCAAAUCCAAAGGAGCAGACUUGUUUGGCGCUUUGGAUCCGUUUGGCAGCAGCUCGUUCAACAGCAGUAACAGCUCAGCUGGCUUUGCAGACUUCAGCCACAUGGCCAAGCCUCGAGACCCUUUCGAAGGCCGUGCCAGCUGGCAGCCAGACUACCAGAAGGCUGCAUUUGUCGAUGAUCCCUUCAUCAGAAAGAACGACACACCCGCCCUGCCACCCAAGAAAGGGGUUCCCCCAAGACCAAAACCCCCCAGUGGUAAGAAUACACCAGUGAGCAUGUCAGCGGACCCUUCCAAACAAUGUGACCCCUUUCAGCCGUUUGGCAGGGAUGCUGUGGACCCCUUCCAAAGUAAAAAAGGCUUGGGAGACCCUUUCAGUGGCAAAGACCCUUUCGCUCCAUCCUCAGCAUCAAGGCCUGACAAAGUAAAGUUCGGCAACGAGGCUCAGCAGCUGGAGUGGGCCAAGCGAGAGAGUGAGCGGGCAGAGCGGGAGCGUCUGAAGCGUCUGAGGCAGCAGGAGCAAGAGGACCUGGAGCUCGCCAUCGCUCUCAGCAAGGCCGAGAUGUCCAAUGCGUGACUGGAACUGUACCCCGCUGGGCAGACAUCAUGACUGAAUAUUGACACCAGAAGACAGACUUUGUGUUCAUGGGCGUUCACACACACACACACACACACACACACACACAAUGAAUGGAGAAGAUAAAAACACAAAUCAAGACCAGGUCAUCAGUGUAAACUCUGGGAUGAAGAGAAGAAGCCAGUGAAGCGUUCACUGGACCAAGCCAACCUUGAAGGCGUGUGAGCUCAGCCUGGCAUUAGCGUGCUAGCACGUAGCCGCUCAGUGACUUUAAAAGAGUUAAAGAAGUUCUUUCAAGGUAUUUCUUUAGAGACACAGAUAACAUGUUGGAUUGAGUGGUUCUGGUGCUAAUAAACGCUCCAGACUGACUUCAUGUAGACAGGACUAGAUGCUCCUCAUCAUUUAGAACCUCAAGUCCAUGUCUGUUUGUCAUGGAAAGCUCAUCAGUAAUUCACUGUGAUAACAAGUCAAACGCUCCACUGUACCCUGCUAAGAUAGACAACAUUCACAUAGCUAACUUGGACAAUGCUAUGGUUAUUGUCCUUCUGAUGGUCACUCCUGUUAGCGUCUAUGUGCUUACUGAAGUCCUUCAGAAAGGUCCAGUCCCCCUCAUGUCACAUUUCAUUCUGGACUAGGUUUAAGCCUUACUGAAGUGACGCAACGUUUGCGCUUGCUGGAUUUGACAAAUUAUACUGCUUUUUUAGCUUUUAUUUCUAACCAAGGACAGAAAAUUGGCAAUGUUUGCAUGCUCUUUAUCUAGUUGCAUAUGGCCUUCCCUUCAUUUUAAACCUGAUGAGAUAUUUGGACCCUUCUCAAUGGUUUCCCAAUAAGACAAGAUCGUUUGUCUGGCUAGCUAAACAGUAUUAGUGCGUGUGUGCAAAUGUGUGAGAGACUAGACCUAGACAUGUUAUUCCUGCAAACAUGUUCUCGGCAGCCACACAACAAAUUGCACACCUUUUUUGAAUUUUUGAGUGAGAUUGUACAUGGACGUGAUGAGGGAAUUUCAACUUUUUUUAAACAAAUGUUUAGCGCUUUUUGUUUUAGCGAGCGGCUUGUGACUUCCAACAUGUUUUAAUGUUAAAAGUGCACACUGAAGUUGACUGACAAUGGGAGCAUACUGACAGGCAACUGGAAAGAUGUGAAACAUUUCUCGCAUUUCAUCAUUUGUUGACCACCCAUCUUGUUUGAAGAGCUGCAAAUUGAACACGCUCAUCUGUGUAGAGAUGACAUCAACGUCUCACCUCACAAAUGUACAGUGGUGUGGAAGUGUUUGCCCCUUCCUGAUUUCUUUUUUCUGUUUGUCACACUUGUUUGAUGUCAUCAAACAUUUAAAUAUUUGGCAAUGACAACAAAAUUGAACACAAUGCAGCUUUUAAAUGGAACUUUUUAUUAAGAGAAAAAAAUCCAAACCUACAUGGCUCUGUCUGAAAGUGUUUGCCCCCUAAACCUAAUAAUUGGUUGAGCCACCCUUAGCAGCAACAACUGCAAUCAAGCGUUUGCCAAUAACUUGCAAUGAGUCUCUUACAGCGCAGUGGAAGAAUGUUGGCCCACUUGUCUUUGCAGAAUUGUUGUAAUUCAGCCACCUUGGAGAGUUUUCAAGAUUUUUUGGUAGACAGCAGAUUGAUCUUCCAGCUCCUGAAACAGCAAAACACCUGCAGACCGUCACACUACCACCAACAUAUUUUACUGUUGGUAUGAUGGUCUUUUUCUGAGAUGCGGCAUUACUUUUACGGCAGAUGUAAACGGACACACACCUUCCAAAAUGUUCAGCUUUUGUCUCUUUGAACCACAGUAUUUUCCCAAAGGUCAUGGGGAUCAUCAAAAUGUUUUCUGGCAAAAUUGAGAUGAGCCUAAUGUUCUUUUUGUUCAGCAGUGGUUUUUGUCUUGGAACUCUGCCAUGCAGGCCUUUUUUGCUCAGUGUCUUUCUUACGGUGGACUCAUGAACACUGACCUUAACUGAGGCAAGUGACAUCUGCAGUUCUUUGGAUGUUGUUGUGGGGUCUUUCAUGACCACUCCUGGGAAGGUUCACUACUGGUCCUUGUUUUUGCCAUUUGUGGAUAAUGGCGCUCACUGUGGUUUCUGGAGUCCCAAAGCUGUAGAAAUGGCUUCAUAACCUGUUCUAGACUGAUAGGUAGAUCUCGAUUAAUCUGUUAUGUUUCAACGGGGGGGGCAAUCAUUUUUUCCACACAGGGCCAUGUAGGUUUGGAUUUUUUUACUCCCUUAAUAAAAGGUUUUCUUUAAAAACUGCAUUUUGUCUUCAGUUCUGUUGUUGGAAACAUUUAAGUGUGACAAACUUGGAAAAAAAAAAAUCAGGAAGGGGGCCAAACACUUUAACACCACUGUAUUUAUUCAUCAUGACAGGAACUAGUUUAAACAUGUUUACGUUUUUCUUCUCUGGGUUGCUGAUGCUGUUUUGGGUUGUCAAUCAAAGCCACUGUUAUGUGCUACAGUAAUGAUACAGUACUGGAUGGAUGCUAGAAUACAUACAUAUGUUUUUAUCACGCAGAAACAUGACUUCAGAACCAAUGAUCAAAUUUAAUGAUUUCAUUUAGUCUCUUGUAGUAUACUUCCUGGCCACCUUAAACUGCGCUGAGUGUUGAACAAACCACAAAAAGCUUUCAAAACAAGCUACGAAUUUGAUGACUGUCUGUGGAUAGUUAGUCAUAUGGUACAAGUCAAAUGUUUGGAGACAGUUUCUCAUUUAAUAGCAUGGGAAAGUGUCUGACAAAGUUUGGAGACAAUUUUCUCAUUUAAUAGCAUGGGAAAGUGUCUCCAAACUGUUGCUGCGUGCUGAACGUAAGUGAUGAAGUAUCCAUUCAGGGCCGUACGAAAAGAUGACUGUGCUGUACAACAAACAAAUGACUUCUUAUUCCACUAGCUUGAAAAUUGUGUGACCUAAAUGCUUGCAUGGAACUCCUUUUAAUGUGAAAAUUGGUCAGGUUUUUGUUGUGAUGCUGCCACGUUUAAACAAGAAAGGUCUGCGCCGUUUUUUGGGUGAUGACGAACUUGGCAUGACCAAUCAUUUUGUUGAGUGUGUUAAAUUUGACGGCUUCUUGUAAACGAGUGGCUUGACGUUGCCAGCAUUAUUUGCCAACGAUCCCGAAAUAGGACCUUGUACGCCUUGAGUUAGGAAUGUGGCAUAACAUGUUGCUAAUUGGCAGCUAGCUGCUAUAGUACAUUGCCACUAUUGCUACUUGUCCAUUUGUGGUGGAAAAGUGCUAGCAUAAUCAGAAAAGGCCCCACAAGUCGUACUGCUGUCAGCUGCAGUGGAGCACUUGAGUACAUUUUAGAUGUUUGUGUCUAACCUCAUCUGUUCCAUCAAGCCCUACUGUGAACUCUUGACCUCAGCUGUGCAGCGUGUACUGCUCUUCCGGUACCGUCAUUCAUACUGUACUUGUCUCAUUUGUGCAAUAGAUGUUAUAUUUUUUUCUUGUGUUGGAUGUUGGAUGUUUUAUGCACUUGCAGCCUCUCCGUAAUGCUUCUGAUCCAUUUGGGGGAAAUGACUGACAGAUGCUUUUGUAAGUAUUAAUGAGAAUUAGAAGUUUGGAGUUAAGUUGUGACUAUGUUUCUAAGAAUGCUCACAAGCCGUUAACCCUUCUUGUUCCUCCUCCCCCCCUCCUUAAUCCCAGCUGUUUUUUUUUAUGGAGAUGCAUAAUGGUGUGUAUAGCUCCAUGUCUCUUCUGUAAAAUGUUACACUAACGGCAGCAAAGUGGAGGUCUGCGUCUUCUGUUUACUUAUAUUGAAAGAAAACUGACUUCUACCGAAUGUGUCUCCUUUUCUUCAGUGGCAGUGCCAGGACUUUCUUUUCAACAUUAAAACAGUGAAAUAGAUCCCCUCCUGACUAGCAUACAGUAGACUACCACUUUUUGCAGGGGUUGUCUUCAGGGACCACCAGCAAAUGGCGAAAAUCCACAAGUAAUUGAGACGCUCCCCCUCCCCCUCCAAACCCUCUUGCUAGCUUGACGUUGACAUUUUCCAAUUCUGGUCCAGAACCCUACACUUCUCUCUUGAGUAUGCCUUGCACAAUUAUUAAACGCAUUUUAAAGUAUAAAAUGUAUGGGUACUCCCCACUAAUGAAUGAUAAUGUCAGAUCAUCAAUGAGCAGAUGGAAUGGGAGUCACGGUGUAGAUGAGAAGUUAUGUAUAAGUUUGACAUGCGUAGACACUUUUUUUUUUUUUGGGACAAAAAAGAAAGUUGUGGAGCCGGAAUGCUGAAUUGUAAUUGUGAAUGUGCUGGGA
This is a messenger RNA of Dunckerocampus dactyliophorus (ringed pipefish), 7186 nucleotides long. RefSeq names its product epidermal growth factor receptor pathway substrate 15-like 1a (gene eps15l1a). Gene Ontology annotation, molecular function: calcium ion binding; cadherin binding. Gene Ontology annotation, biological process: endocytosis; endosomal transport. The transcript is spliced from 28 exons. The coding region runs from base 104 to 2947 and encodes 947 amino acids. Gene Ontology annotation, cellular component: cytoplasm; plasma membrane; clathrin coat of coated pit. The record is from RefSeq and is a predicted model, not a curated record. NCBI's taxonomy places the organism in Eukaryota, Metazoa, Chordata, Actinopteri, Syngnathiformes, Syngnathidae.